This is a messenger RNA of Exophiala dermatitidis NIH/UT8656, 1152 nucleotides long. RefSeq lists its product as uncharacterized. The record is from RefSeq and is a predicted model, not a curated record. The transcript has 2 exons. Bases 1 to 1152 code for a protein of 383 amino acids. NCBI's taxonomy places the organism in Eukaryota, Fungi, Ascomycota, Eurotiomycetes, Chaetothyriales, Herpotrichiellaceae.
AUGGAUUCCUCCAAAGACCUACAAUUUCCUCCCACAAGCGAAGUGCCUCUCCACCGAAAUGCGCCGCUCGCGCCCACACAAGAGCUAGCAUAUCGCAAGAAAUGCAUUGAUCUUCGAAAACGGCUCGCCGAGAUCGAGACAAACAACGACGCGACCCGCAAGCGAAUCAUCCAAGAGACCGAACAUCUGCAAAAGAUGCGGUUAUUACGAGCCGUGCUACUCAAUCAAGUGAAAGAAAUCAUGAGCACUCCGGCCAAACAGCUGAGCGCUGAACAACUCGAAAGAGUGCGGGCGCUGACCAAUGGGUUGGACAAUACUCUGCCCGAAUACCUUCCGCCCAUGGCGUCGCAGGAGAACCAACAACAACAGGCACCCGCGGCCAGGGCAGCAGCAGACGGAGAAGGACUAUUAGAUGACAGCUCGGACGAGAGCAUGGAAGAUGAACCCGAGCCCGUAGAGCGACCCGAAAGACGCAGAAGGACCAACAACACAUACCGCGAAAGUAUCAUGAAUACAAACCCUCCCGGCGAGCCCCCCUCGGCACUGUAUCAACAACAAUCGACUCUAUCAAAUCUUGCCCCGGUGAAUGUGAAUGCUUUUUCGCCUGCUCCUCCUCCCGCCAUCGACCCCGCCGCAAUGACUUCGACGUUCCGCAUUUCAUCUUCUACACCACAAGCAGGGACAACUACUUCGACACCAGGACCCCAACAACCACUUGCUCCAGAAACCCGGUUCGGGCAAUCAUCCCCUCCGAUCGCAGCAGUCAAUCAAUCAUUCCAAGGAUUGACUCAACCGCGAGCACCUAGCUUUUCAUCUUCGGAUGCCAAUGUUGCUAAUGGCGUUGGCCGUACUUCAUCGCUUAUGGUUCCCCAAAAGCCCGAACGGCCAGAGACCCCCUUCAACCAAUUCACCAGUCAUAUGAGACCGCAAUUGGAAGCCGACAAUUAUCCCGAACACAUGAUCGAUCAACGAAUUAGGCUGGAGUGGGAGAACCUGAGCCCGGAAAACAGGAAAUUGUGGGACGAUCGCUACGAAGACCAGAUGAGGGAAUAUCAGGCCGCAAUGGACAACUGGAAGAGAGCCACGCGGCGGGAAGCGUCGGGCAGCGGCGCAGGUGGUGGUGGAGGUGGAUUCUCAGCCAUCAACUCUUAG